AUGGCUCCUAAUUUCUCUUCUGACGACAACGUACCGGGCCACACCACGGCGGUGGCCAUCGACAAAGAUAAAAACAGCCCCCUUGCUGUACGUUGGGCUAUCGAUCAUCCUGUCAUCACCAAUCCAUUCAUCAUCUUGAUCCAUGUUAAACAUAAAAACCAGGGUGAAAACGAAUCUGAUUAUGACAUAAACCAGCUUUUCAUUCCUUUUCGCGGCUACUGCGCACGCAAAGGGAUUCAGUUGAAGGAGGUUAUCCUGGAAGAUGUUGAUGUCUGCAGAGCCCUUCUGGAAUAUGUCAGCAAAAACUUGAUUAACAACCUGGUUAUUGGUGCAACAACAAGGAAUAGUUUAUCAAGUUACUUAAACUAUAGGAAAUCCAAGAAUGACAUACCCGCAAACAUUAUCAAAAGUGCACCGGAAUUUUGUUCCGUGUAUGUGAUUUCCAAAGGUAAGGUAUUGACCAUGCGAACCGCACAGCGGCCUGUUUCGAACACUGCUACCCCACCAAAGGCGCUGUUUGGAUUGCCACAGCAUUUUCCUUCGGAUCAACUUGAUGAAGAUGGAAUCAGACGACAAUUUGGUAAGGCAGAGUCGAGAAAUGGAGGAGCAGAUAGAGUAUCAGUAUCGAUGGGUAGUCCCCCAAAAUUACCUAUGCGUGACCGUGACAGAAAAAAAGGCUCGCCUGCAAAUAUGUCACUUGACCUUGAUGCAGCUAUGCGAGCGGGACAGCCUUCAUCUAGCCAAGAUACUUUAUCAAUCGAUACGGAUUUUUCAAACUUAUUUUCCCAUGGAUCUGUAGAUAUGACUGACCAAAAUUUAGAUUUUUCUAUGGUUUCCGCUACCCCUACGGGACAGGUUCCUCGAGGCACACGAGACAUGGAAGCUGAAAUGAGAAGGUUGAAGCUUGAACUUAAGCAAACCAUGGAUUUGUACAGCACAGCUUGCAAAGAAGCUCUUACAGCCAAAAGAAAGGCUGAUGAACUUCAUCAGUGGAAAAUGGAGGAGGCUCGCAAGUUUGAGGAAGCGAGGCAAGCUGGAGAGGCAGCUCUUGCCAUGGCAGAGAAGGAGAAGGCUAAAUGCAAAUCUGCCAUGGAAGCAGCCAAGGCAUCGCGGAGAUUGGCGGAGAUAGAAGCACAUAGAAGAAGACAAGCAGAGCUUAAAGCCAAGAAGGAGUCUGACGAGAAGACUCGGGCUUUGAACGUUUUGGCAAAAAAUGAUGUCCGGUACCGAAAAUAUAGCAUCGAAGAAAUUGAAGAAGCUACUGAAAAUUUUGCAGCAUCAAAUAAGAUUGGAGAAGGAGGUUAUGGGCCUGUUUUUAAAGGCAAACUUGAUCACACUCCCGUUGCCAUAAAAGUUUUAAGACCUGAUGCUGCUCAAGGAAAGAAACAGUUCCAGCAAGAGGUUGAGGUUCUUUGCUGCAUGAGACAUCCAAACAUGGUCCUUCUCCUUGGUGCCUGUCCCGAAUAUGGAUGCUUGGUAUAUGAAUACAUGUUGAAUGGCAGCUUAGAGGAUAGGCUAUUUCGAAGGGGAAAUACUCCUCCACUUUCAUGGAGGAAACGAUUUAAUAUAGCUGCUGAAAUCGCGACUGCCCUUCUAUUCCUUCACCAAGCAAAGCCAGAACCACUUGUGCAUAGGGAUCUUAAGCCGGCUAACAUUCUCCUAGACCGUAAUUAUGUGAGCAAGAUCGCUGAUGUCGGCCUAGCACGGCUAGUUCCACCUUCUGUAGCUGACAGUGUGACACAAUAUUACAUGACUUCAGCUGCAGGGACAUUCUGUUACAUAGAUCCUGAAUAUCAACAAACGGGCAUGCUAACAACUAAAUCAGACAUAUAUUCACUUGGAAUAAUGCUUCUCCAGAUUAUUACGGCCAAGCCUCCAAUGGGUAUUGCUCACCAUGUUGCAAAGGCCAUUGAAAAAGGAACUUUAGCCGAUGUACUUGAUCCAGCCGUGCCGAAUUGGCCACUUGAAGAGGCUUUAUCAUUUGCUCAAUUAUCACUCAAGUGUGUAGAGCUGAGGAAGAAGGACAGACCGGAUCUUGGCACUGUUAUAGUGCCGGAACUUAAUCGAUUAAGAGAUUUGGGAAUGAGGUCCAAACCUCGCGAUCGUAGUAAUAGUCGCGGUCCCCUUUCGAGGUCAAGGAUACCUUCAGAAGAUCAGGAAUCAUCGAGUAUGACUUCAAGUUCCGAAUGAAGUUCAAGACUAGAUUGAUGGAUUGAAGGAAAUAAAACAAGAUGGAGAGGGAAAGAUGUCGGAUUAUACAAUAUAA
This is a messenger RNA of Hibiscus syriacus, 2266 nucleotides long. Its product is annotated as U-box domain-containing protein 52-like. Lineage: Eukaryota; Viridiplantae; Streptophyta; Magnoliopsida; Malvales; Malvaceae. The coding region runs from base 1 to 2190 and encodes 729 amino acids. The record is from RefSeq and is a predicted model, not a curated record. Gene Ontology annotation, molecular function: protein kinase activity; ATP binding. The transcript is spliced from 9 exons. Gene Ontology annotation, biological process: protein phosphorylation.